UUUAUUUAUUUAUUUUUAUACUUACAUUUCUAAGAACCAAUAUGACUAAUUUUGUUGAUGAUGUAAAGACAAAAAUUAUAAACCUUGCUAAAGAAUAUCAACAAUUGUAUUAUGAAAUUCUUCCCGAUUGGUUUGAAUAUGAUUCUGCAAAUUAUGAUAUUAUAAGACAUAAAAUUGGAUAUGCCCUUUUUGGUCUUCCCAAAGUUAAUGAAAAUGUAGAAUCAUUAUAUACUUUUGGAAAUUAUGCUGAUCAAGAUAGUGUACUUAAUAGAGUAAUAUUCGAUAACAAAAUGUGCAAAGUUAUAGAUGAUAUAUAUCAAAAGAUAAUAAAGUUUGGAAGAGAUACUGCAUGUGAUACUAUUUAUGUUGGAAUUAUAUUUAAUGUAAUAUUUGUUCAAAUAUCUUUGAAGGAAGCCAACGAAAUGAAUAACGAAUUGAAUAAAGAGAACAACAACAUAACUUUGGUACCGAUAUUUAAAAUAAAAACAAAAAUGCGUGGUAUAUGGUAUAUUGACAAUGAGGGCAGAACAUAUAAAACUUGGAAAGAUUAUGUAACAAAUAAUACAUUACCACAGUGUACUAUGAUUUUACCAAAAGGUGGCUUAUACCAAUGUAAUCCAAAUGAUAAGGUUACAGAAUAUAAUUCAACUGUAUGGAUUGAAAUAUUAGAUUCACCUGCGUGUACUGUUAAAAAUAAAGUUCUUAAAAAUGUUGAUAUUGCUACAAAUACUCUGGCUAUUUGUUCUUUGGGUAUUGGUGCUGCUAGUAUUUUCACACCUGUUGGUCCAGUUGUACUUACUGCAGGUCUCAUUUAUAAUGGCAUAAGUGGAAUAUGGACUGUUGCUAGGAAUUCACAAAAAUUAGUAGAUCGUGUUAAACAUAAUCAAUCUGUUAAUCCUAUAAAUAAAACUGCAUUUCCUGCCUGGUUAGAUAUAGCUGGUUCAGUUCUUACAUUAGGAGCAUCUGGUGGAACUGUGGUUAUGUCUAAAGCUAUUACAAGAGGUAGCACCAUAGGUGCUGCAGCUAAAAUAGCUUAUAAUUCUAUGUUAUUAGGUAAUUUAACAGUAGGUGGUAUUGGUAUAGUUUAUAAAAGCUAUGAUUUUAUAUAUAAAUAUCAAAUGGAAAGCAAAGUUGAUUUCUUAGAUAUAGUUAUGUUUGCUUCAAAUGUUUUAUUCUUUAGCAAUGUUGUAAUAAGUACAAAAUUAGCUGGUGAGCUUAUAGGAUCAUCUAAAGGUACUAUUUUUGAAAACUUCAAGACAACUUUGCGUAGAAAUCGACUGAAGAAAGAAUUUAAUAAAAUGAAUGCAAAUAGUAGUUCAAAUGAGCAGACUGACUCUCAAGGUAUUAUAUAUGAUACAAAGAAAAUUGUCAACAAAGAACACUUUUUAAAUCUCUUGUGUAAAAUGAAGAAUAAGAUAGAAUUUCCAGUAAUAUACAAGAAUAAUAAUAUUGUUAUAAAUAAUAAAAUAUUUCUAGAUCCUCUUCAGUUUGCAGGACAUUUAUUGACAGUUGGUAGAAUUAUAUUUAAUUUAACAGACUCAAGAGAAUCAGUAACAUUGAAAGAAAGGAAUGAUCAUCUGAUUAAGUUAAAAGUUUUACUUCAACGAUUGUUAAAGGAAUUUUUUGUGGAUAAGGAAUAUUCAAAUGAACAACUACCUGACAUUAGUUAUUUUAAUGAUAUAUUGCAAGAAAUGAAAUACAUGAAUAAUCCAGUAGAUAUAUUAAUUAAAUGUUUUAAAAUUUCAACACUUAUAGCAGAACAUUGCAAUGAACCUGGCAUGUUUCUAUGCGAUGCUAUUUAUUUCUCAUGGAUAUAUUGUAAAGCAAAUUUAAAGAUAUAUAAUGUAAAUAUUGCCUCUACUAGUAAACAUAAAAUACUUGACGUAUUAACAAAAAUUCUUGGAUAUUUAUAUGAAUGCAUUGAUAUGAUUGCUGAUGAACUAUUCUCUGCUUUUUAUGUAUAUAUGUUGAAUAACAAGUACUAA
Molecule: messenger RNA, 1985 nt
Organism: Eufriesea mexicana
Lineage: Eukaryota; Metazoa; Arthropoda; Insecta; Hymenoptera; Apidae
Exons: 3
Coding region: 42-1985 (647 amino acids)
Source: RefSeq, a predicted model, not a curated record